Messenger RNA from Malaya genurostris, 638 nucleotides. RefSeq lists its product as uncharacterized. Bases 70 to 612 code for a protein of 180 amino acids. Lineage: Eukaryota; Metazoa; Arthropoda; Insecta; Diptera; Culicidae. The record is from RefSeq and is a predicted model, not a curated record. The transcript has 2 exons.
ACCGGGAGGGGUUGUGGUUGGCGAAUAUCAUUCCUUCGGUUCAUGUGUACCUAAAAAAGGCGGUUAAACAUGUCCGCUGUCGAGGCAUCCGUAGCAUCCCGAAAUAUUGAAAUUAAAGCCACCAUUCAAGAUGAAGAAUCAUUUCGACGAAUGGUGAAGAUUGCAGAGCAACUGACGGGCUCCAGUGGUGAAGUGAUAAAACAACACGACGUUUUUUUCAAUGCUCAGAAGGGCCGGCUAAAGUUGCGUUAUCUGGAGACUAAAAAAUCGGAGCUAAUUCAGUACUUUCGACCGGACGUGGGUGGCCCGAAGUUAUCCACCUUCCACAAGAUCGAUUUGGACGAACCGAAAUUGAUGGAAACGAUCUUGGCUGAAAGCGUUGGCGUGAAAGGGGAAGUUCGAAAACAACGGCAUCUGUUCCUGCAUAAGCAGACCCGUAUUCAUCUGGAUGACGUGGAAGGUUUGGGAUAUUUCCUGGAAUUUGAAGUAUGUCUAAAUCCAGAGCAAACCGUCGACGAUGGGACUGAGAUGGCGAAUGAAAUGAUGAAGCUGUUUGAAAUCGAUGAGAAGGAUUUAAUUGAAGGGGCCUACAUGGAUAAGUUGCUGAAAUAAAAUAAUAGUUGAUGGGUUUGUGAAAA